CUGUCCGCGGCUGCGCUCAGCUGACUCUGGGUUGACUCUCCGCAGAGGCUCGUUCACUGUUAGCCUUUAGCCUGUUAGCAUCAUGGCGAAUGUCGCGGAUACCAGGCUCUACGAUAUCCUUGGAGUUUCACCCUCGGUUUCGGAAAAUGAGCUGAAAAAGGCCUACCGAAAAUUAGCCAAAGAGUAUCAUCCGGACAAGAACCCUGAUGCUGGAGACAAGUUUAAAGAGAUAAGCUUUGCCUAUGAAGUACUGUCCAACCCUGAAAAGAAAGAGCUGUAUGACCGUUAUGGAGAGCAGGGUCUGCGGGAGGGAGGAGGCCCCGGGCCCGGCAUGGAUGACAUUUUCUCCCACAUCUUUGGGGGAGGGCUGUUUGGGUUCAUGGACGGAGGACGGAGGCGUAACGGCGGGCGAAGGCGGGGCGAGGACAUGGUGCACCCCCUGAAAGUUUCCUUGGAGGAUCUCUACAAUGGGAAAACCACAAAACUACAGCUCAGUAAGAAUGUGCUGUGUAGUGCGUGCAAUGGUCAAGGGGGUAAGGCUGGGGCUGUUCAGAAGUGUACUGCAUGUAGAGGACGAGGGAUGAGGGUCAUGAUCAGACAGCUGGCUCCUGGGAUGGUCCAACAGAUGCAGUCCGUGUGCACAGACUGUAACGGAGAAGGUGAGGUCAUUAAUGAGAAGGACCGCUGUAAGAAGUGCGAAGGGCACAAGGUCAGUAAGGAGACCAAGCUCCUGGAAGUGCACGUGGACAAAGGCAUGAAGCACGGCCAGAAAAUCACAUUCACUGGAGAGGCAGACCAAGCUCCAGGGGUAGAACCAGGAGACAUCGUCCUGGUGCUGCAGGAGAAGGAGCAUGAGGAUUUUAAGCGCGAUGGAAGUGACCUGCAUAUGGUGCAGCGCAUUGGUCUAGUGGAGGCUCUUUGUGGGUUCCAGAUGACCAUCACACAUUUAGAUGGACGACAGCUGCUUGUCAAAUAUCCAACUGGAAAAGUGAUUGAGCCAGGUUCUAUACGAGUGGUGAAAGGAGAGGGAAUGCCACAGUACAGAAACCCAUUUGAGAAGGGAGACCUCUACAUUAAGUUUGAUGUUCAAUUUCCUGAGAACAACUGGAUUAGCCCUGAAAAGCUCAAUGAACUGGAGUGCUUGCUGCCCGCCCGCUCUGAGACGCCGGUCAUCGCUCCUGAUGCAGAAGAAGUGGACCUGACAGAGUUUGACAAGAGUCAAGCCGGGGGUGGAGCCAGGAGGGAGGCUUAUAAUGAUAGUUCAGAUGAGGAAGGCGGCCACCAUGGGCCUGGGGUGCAGUGUGCACACCAGUAGAGACUCCUCUCAUAGAAACACACACAGAUGUUAGCAUAUACACAAACUCUGAGCUGACAGACCUGACAUGCAGACAUGCCCCAUUUCCUCUAAUAUCUGAGGGAAGUCUCUGAAUCCAUAAUCACCUCACAUCUCAUCAUGGUGCCCAUCACAUGUAAAAUGCUGGAACAAUGAUUCUUUUGUUUAUGGACAGCACUGCUCACAAAAACCACAAUCUGAAGGUGGUUCAUUAUCACUGGCUGAUCUUGACUUGGUCUGAUCCGUUUUCCUCAUAUAGGGCACACUAGAUUACAAUAACAUAGACCAGUGGCUAAGAUGUAAAGCUGUAGUUUACCAGCACAUGCUGCUUUCUGCACUGAUCUUGCACAUACACGUUGAAGUAUUGGAAGUAGUGGUGAUAAUGAAGUUCAGUUCAACAUGUUCCUAAUAUCAAUGUGCCCUGCCUUUGUUUAAGUAAAGCUGUCCCCAUAGCACACAGGGGCAUGUUUCAUAGGCUUCCUACGGGUGAAAUAUUUGGAGAAUGGUUUGUACAAGUUUAGUUCAGUCUACUCCACACACCUCCAUAGUGCACCUAUGGUGGGAUGUCUCUUAAGUUUAAACCCAGCUUUGAUCUUCAUAGAGUGAAUGUGGGGCUACAAAACUUGACCCUUUCUGUUGUAUACUCCUCAUGAUUGCUGAGGACUGGUGUACCUUGUAUGUGUGUGAUACAGGAGCCACAGUUGAAUGUUUGUUUAGCAUUAGUGUUUCUGCUUUAUGUUGGACUGCAGUGCGCUUGUACAUAACUAUACAGUCAUAUAAAAGAAGUGGAUUCUCAUUUGCUUCACUUUAGACCCCCUCCCCUCUCCUCUGGACUCUUAGAGCCCCUCUGUACAAACACUUCACACAUUUGUUCAGUCGUUUGCCAAAUGUCAUUGGGCCUGCUCAUUAAAUCUCCGUUAACUUGUAAAUACAUCCUUCUUAGGUGCAGUGGGCCUCUACAGCAGUGUCCUGUGUGUUAUGUAAGCAACAAGCAAACCCAAAUCAAUCUUAUAAGUAAAAAGGCGCUAUGUGGAGGGUCGACCCGCACCUUCAGGACUCACGGUGUAUGUAAUUUAGUCCACUGGGGUUUGACGUGUACACAACUAAGGGGAGCAGUGAUAAAUUAAUGUUAAUGCUUAUGUUUGUCCAGAUUAUUAAAAUGUAUAAGAAACCA
Molecule: messenger RNA, 2507 nt
Organism: Boleophthalmus pectinirostris (great blue-spotted mudskipper)
Lineage: Eukaryota; Metazoa; Chordata; Actinopteri; Gobiiformes; Gobiidae
Gene: dnaja2b
Product: DnaJ heat shock protein family (Hsp40) member A2b
Exons: 9
Coding region: 83-1315 (410 amino acids)
Biological process (GO): protein refolding; response to heat
Cellular component (GO): cytoplasm; cytosol
Molecular function (GO): Hsp70 protein binding; ATP binding
Source: RefSeq, a predicted model, not a curated record